Messenger RNA from Aureococcus anophagefferens, 177 nucleotides. RefSeq lists its product as hypothetical. The annotation marks the transcript as partial. NCBI's taxonomy places the organism in Eukaryota, Pelagophyceae, Pelagomonadales, Pelagomonadaceae. Gene Ontology annotation, cellular component: endoplasmic reticulum. Gene Ontology annotation, molecular function: protein-folding chaperone binding; misfolded protein binding. The record is from RefSeq and is a predicted model, not a curated record. The transcript has a single exon.
UACUACGGUGUCCUCGGCGUCGGGCCCGACGCGGACCGCGCGGCCAUCCGCCGGGCCUACAAGCGCACGUCGCUCAAGACGCACCCGGACAAGGCCGGCGGCCACAAGGCCCUCUUCGUCGAGGUCACGCGCGCCUACGCGGUCCUCUCGGACAAGCAGCUCCGCCGCGACUACGAU